AUGUUAAGAUUACCAAGAAAUUGUUGCUUGAAAAACAUACUCUCAGUCUCCAUUUUUUCACUUCAAAUAAGGAAUUUACGUUUUCCGGAAGUUCUUGAUUUAAGCUUCUGCUUCGACAUUCAGGAAAUCAAUCUGCAAGCAUCCGUAUUUUAUUCCAGUCCUUAUUUUCAGCAUAUUUCGUUCAAAGUUAAUUGUGCUGAUAAGAAAAAAAAUAAUGAAAUGAAAGCUGUAAUAUAUUUAGAAUACUUAGGAAAUGAAACUGAGUGGAAAACUUGUGAUUGUGAAAGAAUUUUAACAUUUUCUGUUUUGUACAAGUUCCGUAGAAGUCGUGUACCUAGCCCAGGAAACGACAAGUCAUCUUCCUUCAUGGCAUCAGGUAGCAAUGGAAAUGAAGCAUCAGGAUCUGAGACAAAAUCGAAGCCAAGGUCAAGAUACAAUCAUGAACCAUGUUCACCUCUCCAUUCAUUUCCCUCGUCACUUGUGGAAAAUGAAAACAAAGACCCCAAAAGCUUUCUUAACAAGAAAUAUAAAUAUCUAAAAGAAGCUACAUUGAUGUUUCAUUUGUAUAAGAAAACAUAA
Clunio marinus is the source of this 579-nucleotide messenger RNA. The record is from the annotation of a GenBank genome assembly. Lineage: Eukaryota; Metazoa; Arthropoda; Insecta; Diptera; Chironomidae.